Molecule: messenger RNA, 972 nt
Organism: Leishmania mexicana MHOM/GT/2001/U1103
Lineage: Eukaryota; Euglenozoa; Kinetoplastea; Trypanosomatida; Trypanosomatidae
Product: putative protein kinase
Exons: 1
Coding region: 1-972 (323 amino acids)
Biological process (GO): protein phosphorylation
Molecular function (GO): ATP binding; protein kinase activity
Source: RefSeq, a predicted model, not a curated record
AUGUCCCUUCGGUCAGCAAUGCACGCGAGUGAUGUGGACGAUGUAGGACGGGCGCUACAAAGCACACAACGCUCCAUUGUACCUAUCAGUCGCCUGACAAAUGAAAUGAGCGAAGUGCGCGACAUGUCGGAGGGCUCGUUCGGUGUGGUGAAGUGUUACCGUCACGACUUCGACAAGCUCGAAUACGCCGUGAAGCAGACAAAACGCCCCAUCUGCGGCGAGUCGAACCUUCAGCAGCAGCUGCAAGAGAUUUAUGCGCUGAGCUCCUUUCCACACCGCCACAUCGUCCGGUACUUUGAUGGGUGGGUCGAGGACCGCACCGUAUUUGUGCGACUCGAAAAGCUUGAUGACUGCGUGGCAUCGCUGCCGCCUCCGGUGAGUGAGAGUGUGCUUACCGCGAUGCUCCAUCAGACAUCUACAGCUCUCUACGAGCUGCACUCCCACGACGUUGUACACAUGGAUGUGAAACCGGAGAACAUCUUGAGACGUCAGCUCGACGCUGACACGUUCAUCUUUAAGCUCUGCGAUUUUGGUCUGGCGCGUCCCCUCAACGGCAAGGACACGGUGACGGGGGAACACUUUCUCGGACUCAACGAUGACGAUGGUGAUCGGCGAUACAUGAGCCCUGAGCUCCUGAAAAACCUGCACGAUGUCGUUGGACCACCUGCUGACGUGUACGCCCUCGGAAAAAGCUGCGAGAUGAUGAUGACCGCCACGGAGGACCCUGCGAAUACCAGUGUCAGGCAUCUCGAGAGCUACUCACCAGGAUUCAUCGCGCUGAUUGAGUCGAUGCUGCGCGAAGAUCCUGCUAGCCGCCCCAGCGCCUUUCAGGUUGCACAAGCGACGUUGCCAGAGAGGCUCCUGAACGACAGACGACUGCUAGAGCUGCAGCGCCGAAUUGACGCCAUUCGCUGCGAAAUUUCUGAACUGGAUGCAUCUGAAAAUGACGUCGUUUCAUCUCCGCACAGUUGA